AUGGGCGGAUCCACCAAUGUACAACACCCAACCAACUGGGCCUGUGGAGGAUGGGGUUUUGGCAGACAAGAGCUGGUCGAGUUCCUCGAUAACUUACCUCAAGAGGACCGUACCAAGCUCGGCAUUCCCUCCGCGGAAGGUUUAGAGAAAUCGUGGGACAGUAUAUCCUACGAUAUUCUUACCCGCUGGAUCGAUGCUAAAACACCUAGGCCGAACCUUUUCGUGCUUAAAGGCGCAAAGAUCUCGCGCGGCCGGCCUACUGACGCCCGGGAUCUGGCAGGGAUGGUCUAUAUUUUCACCAUGCUGUUGAAGGAGAACCCGGGCGACGACUUUCACUUUGAGGAGAUGGAUAUGUUCGAUCAGGAGGUCGCGUACAGGAGGGGGAUUUUGGGAAAUAUGGGGUUACCGAUGGAUGGAAAGACGUUCAGAACAUUCACAUCGGGAAGGGACGGGGUAGAAUUUUUGAACUGGACUUCAAGUCCACGCAAGGCCUAG
This is a messenger RNA of Marasmius oreades (fairy-ring Marasmius), 495 nucleotides long. RefSeq lists its product as uncharacterized. Lineage: Eukaryota; Fungi; Basidiomycota; Agaricomycetes; Agaricales; Marasmiaceae. The coding region runs from base 1 to 495 and encodes 164 amino acids. The record is from RefSeq and is a predicted model, not a curated record. The transcript has a single exon.